This is a messenger RNA of Didymosphaeria variabile, 5148 nucleotides long. RefSeq names its product iqgap- protein (gene IQG1). Gene Ontology annotation, molecular function: protein binding; GTPase activator activity. The record is from RefSeq and is a predicted model, not a curated record. Bases 1 to 5148 code for a protein of 1715 amino acids. The transcript is spliced from 4 exons. Gene Ontology annotation, biological process: regulation of GTPase activity; regulation of actin cytoskeleton organization. Gene Ontology annotation, cellular component: cytoplasm. Lineage: Eukaryota; Fungi; Ascomycota; Dothideomycetes; Pleosporales; Didymosphaeriaceae.
AUGAGCUAUUCGUACUCUCCGCGCACUCGCCUCGGCCACCAGGCCGCAUCGCCGUCGCCCCUCCGCCAAACAUCCACAGCCUCCAAUGGCUCAUCAGCCUACUCAGGCGACUCCAACCGAUACCCCCCCAGCCGGUCAAGCACGCUUUCCAGCAAUGAAUCGACGACCUUUCAGCCGGUGACAUUGGGGCAUCGUCGCGGUAAGAGCGACGGUAUGGCACUCACUCGAUCGCAGACCGAUUACUUCUCUAUAGGGGAGAAGGAAAGCAAUCCAGUCGACUACACCAGCAUGCGAAAGGCUCUGCGACCGCUGCAACAGGUCCCACAAAGCCCUCAGAGCUCGCCUAUACCCGAAAAGCCUGCUCGUCCAACAAACAGUCCCACACGCACGCAUACCCGCGCGCAGAGUGUUGACCCUGCGAGGUUCAACUCGUACGAUGGCUCCGUCUCUCCCCCCGCCAAACCUCGUCCACUUUCCAUGGCCAUCUCGCGCUCUGACUCGAUACGAGCACCCACUCGCGAUCACUCUGCCCGGCCGCUCGAUACCGCUCAUCUCGACCGACCUGAACUACAACGGUUUCAGAAGUCAUCGACCGGCCAUCUUCGAACCCUAUCGAAAUUCGCAGAGACGGCCUCGAAAGAUGACUUUGCCAUCAAGUCGCCAGAUCAGGAAGUGGUGGGUCUACAUGGACGCAGAAGGCUGCAGCGAACCGACUCUGCGCGCGGCCAAAAGGUGGCUUCAAGUUGGGCGAGCCGAAACUGGAUGGACCAGCAACGGCAAUUUUUGCAAGCAUACGAAUACCUCUGUCAUAUAGGAGAGGCCAAGGAGUGGAUAGAAGACAUCAUCCACAAGGACAUCCCGCCGAUUGUGGAACUAGAAGAAGCACUAAGAGACGGAGUAACACUGGCCGAGGUCGUCGAAUCCAUACAAGGUCGAGCGCUCCGUAUAUUCCGCGACCCAAAGCUACAAUGGAGGCAUUCAAACAACUACGCCCAUUUCUUCAAGUUCCUCUCGGAUAUCGAGUUACCAGACCUGUUCCGAUUCGAACUCGUCGACUUGUACGAAAAGAAGAAUAUUCCGAAGGUCAUUCACUGCAUCCACGCGCUAUCUUGGCUACUAUUCCGGAAAGGCAUGGUGGAUUUCCGCAUCGGUAACCUGGUGGGUAAACUGCAGUUCGAGGACCACGAGCUCGAAGCUACGCAGAAGGGUCUGGACAAAUCUGGGGUUAGCAUGCCCAACUUUUCUGGCAUGUCAGCGAAGUUCGCGGUCGAACCAGAGCCGGAGCCGGAACCUGAGCCAGUAGAGUCGGAAGAAGAUCGCAUUGACCGCGAGCUCUCGGAGAACGAAGUCACUAUCUUGGACCUCCAAGCACAAAGUCGAGGAGCACUACAGCGGAUACGGCUCGGCAACAUGAUGCAGCAUCUCUGGGAUAACGAAGAGCUAAUUGUUGACCUCCAGUCGCGUAUCCGGGGAGACUGGGCGCGUCAGAUUGCCUACUACCGAAUGGACAUGCGUCGCUUCGCGAUCAACCUACAAAGUGACGCCCGCGGUUUCCUUGUCCGAUCACGGCUACGAGGCGAGGAGGAGUACUGGCGUGACAAGCAAUCCCAGGUGCUUCUAGUUCAGAACAUAUUUCGUGGGCGUAAAGCCAGGGCAGAAGUUCAAUACACAACGUCGAAGAUACAACGACAUGAAACCGGCAUUCGAGAGUUCCAAGCCGCCAUUCGCGGCGCGCUGCAGCGAAUGCGGGUGUGCGACCGUUAUGAGCAGACACGCGAUGCAGAGCCAGUUGUUCUGCAAAUCCAAUCAAUGAUCCGUGGUGCACAGCUUCGGCACCAGGUCGACCGAGACUACGCUGAAUUGAAAGAGAACGAGAGCCAAAUCAUCGACUUGCAGGCUCUUUCCAGAGCAAUGUUCAUCCGACAUUCAAUGCGCGCAGAUCAGGAAAAUCUUCGCCACCAAGAAUCAAUGAUAACACAAUUGCAAGCCAUCGCCAGAGGUUCGCUCGCAAGAAAGCAAAAUGCGGAAGUGCAGGAGAAGCUGGUAAGCACCGAUGUCAAUUGGUCCGAUCUGCAGUCGAAAGCUCGCGGCAACUCCUUGAGAAGCUUCCUCGCACAACAGCAGGAAGAGCUCCAAGCCGAGUUGCCUCAGAUCAUUGAUCUACAGGCUGUCGCUAGGGGAGGCCAGCUCCGCGUGGAGGUGGCAAACACCCUUGCCCAGCUCAAUGACCAAGAGCCCAUCGUUACUUCUCUUCAAUCUCAUAUGCGUGGUUUCCUGUCACGGCAGAGGCACUUCUCUGAUCUCAAGGUUUUACAGGCUCAAAUCCCAACUAUUCUCGAUCUUCAAUCGGCAUGUCGAGGUUUCAUUCAACGACAGCGCACUUACGAGACUUUGUGCGCACUCAACAAUGAGGAGGCCAACAUCAUUCAAUUGCAAGCCUACGCUCGCGCAGUAAACCUACGGAUGCACAUUGGCACCAUUCUUGCCCAGGUCGAAGAGCACGAAGACGCCAUCAUUGAACUCCAGUCUUUAGCACGGGGAAUGAUCGUACGAAAGAAGUUCGCGGAGAAGAAGAAGUUCUACAAAGAAAACAUGGAGAAGGUGAUCAAGAUCCAAAGCUUCGUGCGCGGACGCCAGCAGGGUGAAGCGUACAAGAGCUUGACCAGUGGCAAAAUUCCCCCUAUCUCAACCGUCAAGAAUUUCGUGCAUCUUUUGAACGACAGCGACAUCGAUUUUGACGAAGAGAUUGAGUUCGAACGACUCCGCAAAACCGUGGUACAACAUGUGCGACAAAACGAGCUUGCCGAGCAGUACAUUGAUCAACUUGACAUCAAGAUCGCCCUGCUAGUAAAGAACAAGAUCACGCUGGACGAAGUCGUCAAACACCAAAAACACUUUGGUGGUCAUGUCGGUACCCUCCUCAGCAGCAAAGACAUAUCCUCAAAAGACCCCUUCGAUCUGAAGGCCCUCAACAAGAAUUCCCGCAGGAAGCUGGAGCACUACCAAGAGUUAUUUUUUGUGCUGCAAACACAGCCGCAAUACAUGGCACGCCUCUUCAAGCGACUUCGCGAGCAAUGUCUGGCGGAGAAGGACACGAAGCGCAUCGAGCAACUUACCAUGAGUCUGUUUGGCCUUGCACAGAAGCGAAGAGAAGAGUACUAUCUGCUGAAAUUACUGUCCCGAUCGUUGAAGGAAGAGGUGGACGGCUGCGCUUCCUUACAAGAAUUCGUUCGCAGUAAUUUCUUCUGGACGAAACUCUUCAACAGCUACGUUCGCUCUCCACGGGAUCGCAAAUUCUUGAAAGAUUUAUUUGGCCCGUUGAUUAAGGAGAACAUCAUCGACAACGAACACCUCGACCUUGAAAGCGAUCCUAUGCAGAUCUACCGCUCAUCUAUCAACAACGAAGAGCUGUCUACGGGCCAACGAAGUCGUCGCGAUCCGAACGUGUCGCGAGACCAAGCGAUCAAGGACCCCGAGACACGGGAGAUGUUCAUCCACCAUCUUCAAGAUCUACGCGACAUAGCUGACCAGUUCUUCUCCAUCGUAGAGGAGGUCCUGCACAGAAUGCCUUUCGGAGUGCGAUACCUCGCCCAGCAGAUGUUUGAAGAGCUUCGCCAUAAGUUCCCUUACGAAGCACAAGAGCAGCUGCUUCAGAUGGCUGGUCACUGGGUAUGGAAAUCGUACAUGCAGCCAGCCCUACUGCAACCCCAACAUUGGGGCGUUGUCGACCGUGGCUUGUCACCUCUAAUGAACAGAAACCUAGGCGAGGUUGCUAAGGUACUGGGUCAAGUAGCGGCUGGACGACUCUUCGGUGGUGAGAACAUCUACUUGCAACCGCUCAACAGCUACAUUACGGAAGCUAUCGAUCGGUUGCAGGAUGUUUGGUCUAAUUUGAUCAAUGUCCGGGAUGCCGAAGCACAUUUCGAGAUUGACGAGUUCAACGACCUGUUUGCUCGCGUAAAGCCAACGCUCUACAUCAAGCUCGCUGAUAUCUUUGCCAUCCACAACCUCGUUGUCGAUGAUCUACCCACCCUUUGUCCCAGUCAGGAUGAUCCUCUCCGUGAAGUCAUUCGUGAACUCGGUAGCGCCAAGAACAACGAGAACGAGCUGUUGCACGUCAGCUCCACUGAGAUCACAUUGACCCUUAAUCCGAAGUUUCACGAACAGGAGGAUCCCGAGGCUGACAUCAAGGCGCUCUUCAUGGAGACGAAGCGCUACAUCCUAUACAUUAUCCGUAUUCAAAAUGGCGCCAAUCUCACCGAAAUCAUGUGCAAGCCCGUCACGCCCGACGACGAAGACCGCUGGGACGCCCUUGUCCGCGACGAAAUCGCCGCCCAAAUGAAAGAUCGCAAUCGCAAACUCCGCUCUUCCGCCGCCUCGACCUACACCACUGACAUGACAUCAACUACUGUGCACGAUCUAGACUAUCCCUCUCUCAAGCGCUGCGCUUUGGAAAACAUACUACAAUUACAGCGCGCCGGCCGCAUCUCUCCUCACAACCACUACCAGGACCUCCUUAAUGCUAUUGCCGUUGACAUCCGCACCAAGCACCGUCGGCGUAUCCAACGCACCAAGGAACUCGAAGGCGUCAAGUCUACACUUGGCUCACUGGACGACAAAGCGCACUUCCUCGAAUCCCAGCUCAAGUCCUACAACGAUUACAUCGAGCAAGCAAUGGUGACGCUGCAGAACAAACGCGGCAAGAAGAAGUUCCUCCUCCCAUUCACCCGACAAUACAACCACAUGCGUGAACUUCAACGCUCCGGCCGCGAGUACCGCUUCGGCUCCUUCAAAUACUCCGCCCGCAACCUCGCAGACAAGGGUAUUCUUGUGAGCUGGAACGGGUUCCCAGAGCGCUCCUGGGACCGUCUAGACAUCACCAUCAGCUCGAACAGCAUCGGUAUCUUCGAGAUUCAAGGCAGCCAGGGCAGCAUGAUGAUUCCGGGCGCAUUUGCAGAGGUACCGCUGGACGGGCUGCUGCAGGCGCAGUUCGAUAACCACCAGUUCAUGAAUUUGUUCUGCGGAGAAAACGCAACCUCGGCCCAUGGCAGGAAGAAGUCAGAAGGGACGGGUGGAGAGGGCGUGGCGAGGGUUAAUGUUAAUCUGUUUUUGCACUUGAUUUUCAAGAAGUUCUAUCGCGACGAAUGA